AUGGGGACUUUUGAAACAACAGGUUCAGAGAAGUUUUCUACUCAUAAUGAUAAGGAAGAUUUGGAAUCUGUAAAAAGAGUUGUAAGAGUCACCUAUGAAGUUGAUCGUUAA
Heterostelium album PN500 is the source of this 111-nucleotide messenger RNA. RefSeq lists its product as uncharacterized. Bases 1 to 111 code for a protein of 36 amino acids. NCBI's taxonomy places the organism in Eukaryota, Evosea, Eumycetozoa, Acytosteliales, Acytosteliaceae. The transcript is spliced from 3 exons. The record is from RefSeq and is a predicted model, not a curated record.